AUGUCGAAAAUAGUUGCGGAAAACAUAUCGCCCGUAAGAGACUGCAUGCCGACGUUUGAUCGGAGGCAGACCGUGCAGAUGACCGCUGCGGGCGCGUCUCCUUCGCCUACGCUUGGACAACUUCUGAAGCGCGUCGGCGAUGCUCGCAAGGAAGCCACCGGUGACGAGACGCCCGUGCACCAGGUUCUCGACCUCAGCGACCCCGGCAUGGAGCCCCGAUCACUUCCCUUCGUGCUCUCCUUCACUAACCUGACCUACAGCGUCAAAAUCAGCCGGAAAAUGGGCCUGCCUGCUAUAUUCAGCCGCAGCCGCCACCAUCUUCCUGCCACCACGACUGCAACCGAGCCUACUGACGGAGAGACCCUCUUCACGAAGACCAAAGUUCUCCUCAACGACAUCUCCGGCGAGGCGCGUGACGGCGAAAUCAUGGCGGUGCUCGGCGCGUCUGGAUCUGGAAAAUCAACUCUCAUCGAUGCAUUGGCCAAUCGCAUAGCCAAGGAGAGUUUGAAAGGAACCAUCACUCUCAACGGCGAGCAGUUGGAGUCGAGGCUGCUCAAGGUCAUUUCUGCUUACGUCAUGCAGGACGAUCUCCUCUACCCCAUGCUCACCGUCGAGGAAACCUUAAUGUUCGCGGCCGAGUUUCGCCUCCCACGAACUCUCUCGAAAUCCAAGAAGCAAAUGAGAGUUCAGGCCUUAAUUGAUCAACUAGGCCUCCGAAACGCCGCCAAGACGGUGAUCGGAGACGAAGGCCACCGCGGCGUUUCUGGCGGGGAGAGGAGGAGAGUCUCCAUCGGAAUAGACAUCAUUCAUGAUCCUAUAAUCCUCUUCCUGGACGAGCCGACCUCGGGGCUGGACUCCACCAGUGCAUUCAUGGUGGUGAAAGUUUUGCAGAGGAUUGCUCAGAGCGGAAGUAUCGUCAUCAUGUCUAUUCAUCAGCCGAGCUAUCGAAUUCUCGGCCUGUUGGACAGGCUGAUCUUUCUGUCCCGCGGGCACACUGUUUACAGCGGUCCUCCAACUAAUCUGCCGCAAUUUUUUGCUGAUUUCGGCCAUCCGAUUCCUGAAAAUGAGAAUCGGACUGAAUUUGCACUUGAUCUGAUUCGCGAGCUCGAGGGCUCCCCAGGAGGGACUAGAAGUUUGGUUGAAUUCAACAGAACGUGGCAAAAUAUGAAGAGAGGUACUAAUACUGCUGGUACCGGAAAUGUGGAAUCAUCUCCGACGCAUGGAUUGUCAUUGAAGGAAGCUAUAAGUGCCAGUAUUUCGAGGGGGAAAUUGGUGUCAGGUGCUACAAACACUGAUGCUAGUCCAACUUCCAUGGUUCCUAGAUAUGCAAAUCCAUUUUGGAUUGAAAUGGCAGUUUUAUCAAAAAGAUCAUUCACCAACUCGCGGCGGAUGCCGGAGCUCUUUGGCAUUAGGUGCGGAGCAGUUAUGGUGACGGGGUUCAUUUUGGCUACCAUGUUUUGGCGAUUGGACAACUCUCCCAAAGGGAUUCAAGAAAGGCUAGGGUUUUUCGCCUUCGCCAUGUCUACGACCUUCUAUACUUGCGCCGAUGCACUGCCAGUUUUCCUUCAGGAGAGGUACAUUUUCAUGAGGGAAACUGCUCACAACGCUUAUAGAAGGAUCUCCUAUUGUCUCUCUCACGCAUUGGUUUCCUUGCCUGCCCUUAUUUUCCUCUCAUUUGCAUUUGCUGCAAUUACCUUUUGGUCGGUGGGGCUGGACGGAGGAACUUCGGGGUUCUUUUUCUACUUCGCUAUAAUCUUGGCUUCCUUCUGGGCCGGCAAUUCCUUCGUCACAUUCCUGUCCGGAGUGGUCCCUCAUGUGAUGCUUGGCUACACCAUUGUGGUGGCAAUAUUAGCAUAUUUCCUCCUCUUCAGCGGCUUCUUCAUUAACCGGGACAGAAUCCCCCCUUACUGGAUAUGGUUCCACUACAUUUCCCUGGUGAAAUAUCCAUACGAAGCCGUUUUGCAGAACGAAUUCGACGAUCCGGCGAAAUGUUUCGUGAGGGGGAUCCAGAUAUUCGACAGCACCCCGCUGGGAGCCGUGCCGGAUUCGCUGAAGAUAAAGCUGCUGGCGAGCAUGAGCAACACCCUUGGCGUGAAAAUCACGAGCUCCACGUGCGUGACCACCGGCGUGGACAUAUUGAAGCAGCAAGGAGUCACUGAUCUCACCAAGUGGGCUUGCCUUUGGAUCACCAUUGCAUGGGGAUUCUUCUUUAGGAUUCUGUUUUUCUUCUCUUUGUUACUGGGAAGCAAGAACAAGAGGCGGUAAGUUCCAAAAUCCAAACGGCUACUAACGAUCCAAGAAAAUUGUAAAACUUGGUAU
Messenger RNA from Coffea eugenioides, 2319 nucleotides. Its product is annotated as ABC transporter G family member 6-like. The transcript has a single exon. NCBI's taxonomy places the organism in Eukaryota, Viridiplantae, Streptophyta, Magnoliopsida, Gentianales, Rubiaceae. Bases 1 to 2265 code for a protein of 754 amino acids. The record is from RefSeq and is a predicted model, not a curated record. Gene Ontology annotation, cellular component: membrane. Gene Ontology annotation, molecular function: ATP hydrolysis activity; ATP binding; ABC-type transporter activity.